AUUUAAGUGAUUAUCUAUUUUGCUCUUCCUUUCUCUUGCAUCAUUUGGGCUACUUCAAAGCGCGUGCUUGAGGAAAGGUUAGGAGGAGAUGUUUUUCAUCCACGCUUUCUGCCAGAGCCUUUCUUAUGGAUGAAAAAAUUGGAAACUACUGAGAUUAGUCAUCUGUGUUCUGCAAUCCCUGUUUGCUUCUCCCUUCCUCAUUAUCACAAAGAGCAAAGUUAGCUGUAAUCUGAGAGCAUUUUCCCAACUUAGUUUAUAUUCACGUUAAAGGACAGCCACAUUUGGGGAAAGCUGACAGCACUCACUUCUAUUAUUUGUAUUAAUCUUGAAGGAUUUGGGCAAGUUCUUAAGGAUAAAUCCAUUUUCCCCCUUUCAGGAAGGGUUGCCCUGAAUUAGCCACCACGUCCCAGAAAUAGCCCGUUGUAACUGCUUCCCAGUGUUGCCAGAUGUUGGUUUAUACAGACCUGCUGGAGACUCUUCCUCCUAGGCAUGGCAGUUAGCACAACAAGUUUUUUGAGCCUACGUAAAACAUACCCAACAAUGGCUGAUUGAAGGGAGCUGUGGAAAUCGGGUCUGGUUAAGAAAUAAUUCCAGAAAGCAGAAAGACUUUGCGAGUGCAAAGGAAGAUUCACGUAAUUCUCAAUAUUACCAUUAUGUGGUAUUACUCUGAGCAGUAAUGUUAUAAAUGUCUCAAAAGUAUAUCUGGGUCACCCGCAGUACCACAAUGAAGAGGAAAUCCCAGGACUGCCCGUCCAGAUUGCCAGACAACAGUGCCGUGAAGCAGCAGCAGUUGCCCGCCUACCGGCUACAGCUCUCAGCCAACAAAAUCCUCUCCGGCUUUUUUGCCACAGGCGUGUUCUGCCUUGGAGUGGGCAUCAUCCUUCUGUUGUCUGCAAAGACCAUCAAGGAAGUAGAGAUUAAUUACACAGAAAAAUGUGCAAAUUGUGCAAAACUGCGGGAAAAUGCCGCUAAUUUUGACAAAGAAUGCAACUGCUCUAUUCCCUUUGUCCUUCCAGAGACAAUGAAGGGUAAUGUUUAUAUGUACUACAAAUUGUAUGGCUUCUAUCAGAACCUCUAUCGAUAUAUUCUAUCCAGAAGUAAUAGCCAACUGGUGGGUACAGAUGUAAAGGAUGUUAGAAACUGUGCUCCAUUCAAAACCUCCCACAAUGGGAUCCCCAUCGCUCCUUGUGGUGCUAUUGCCAAUAGCAUGUUCAAUGACACCAUUAUUCUUUCUUACAACCUUAAUUCAUCUAUCCAUGUCAAAGUACCAAUGAUAAGGAGUGGAAUUACAUGGUGGACAGACAAGUAUGUCAAGUUUCAGAAUCCAAGUUUCCAAAAUCUUUCUAGUGCAUUUGCAGGAACCACAAAACCUCCGAACUGGCCUAAGCCUGCCUAUGAACUAGAUGAAGAGGAUCCAGGAAACAAUGGCUUCAUCAAUGACGACUUCAUUGUGUGGAUGAGGACAGCCGCAUUUCCCACUUUCAAAAAACUGUACCGCCGACUCCAUCGAAUAGAGCAUUUUACUGAAGGCUUGCCUGCUGGUAGUUAUAGUUUCAACAUAACCUACAGUCAAGUUCUGAAGCCAGGUUGAUCCAGACUGCAUUCUUGGAAUGAACCUAGACCAGAAGGAACCUCUUGGAAACAUCAGGACCAACCAGCUGUGGGGAGCAAGACUUUGAACAAAAGCCAUGUCUGGGUCACCCUGUUCAGGGGCGGCUCAUCUCAGGUAAGAAUCCCAUUUGCUUGAAGUUCAGUGCUGGGACAGUGGGUCUCUCUCCUAGAAGUUACUCGUAUAGUGGCAUGUGACUGGGAAAACUUGGUACUUGCUAAGGUAAUACCACAUGCUCUUAUGUCACACAAGCCUGUGUGUCUGGACAAGAUUACAAAUGUAGCUAAGCCAUAGGAAAUAGCUUUCUCUGUAAUAUUUUAAUAUUUGAGGUGAUAAAAAGGAGAGGAAUAUGAAAUCAAAAGUACAUUGUAAAAGUAGCUGGUAAAACAUAACAGACAUCCAUAGAUUCAAAAACUCUUCUUGGUGAAAGGAGGCCCAAUCAGUCUUCCUAAAACUGCAUUAUUUCCCAAGUUGCAUUUAUCAUGUCCUUGGGUCUUUUAAGGGACAGAAGGAGGCUGGCAGCCAACAUGUUCCAACCGUUCCCCACUGGAGUUACAUGAGUGCCACCUAGUGUCACUUGCUACUGCUGAAGGGGGUUUGGAUAGACCAUAUAGUUCAAUUACCUCAUCUGAAGGAACCGAGGCCCUGAGAGCAGAGGUGACUUAAGCAGGCCACAUCUGUGGUGAUUAGUGGCUAAGCCAAGACUAGGAAUCAGAUGUCCUGCUUCAGACAGGACACCUGGUGAUAACCUCUGGUGUUUGGGAGUCAGGAGUCCUGGGAGAUGAACUGUGCUGAAGAAUAAGGCAUAAAACUUCCAGGGCCUCAGGUGCCCCAUGCAUUAAACUCCUAAAAUAAUACUUGCUUGUUCUGAAAGUCUUUGAGACACAUGAGUAACAGAGAACAGAAUCUGAAAGCUAAUACGGGUCCCCACAGGCAUUUAAUCUGCUCUUCUCCUCCAUGAACGCCUGCCACUAAUCCAGCUGUACAAGUGAUCCAACUAUUUCCUACAAGCAAGUGCUCUGGUCCAAAGUCAUCAGCCUUAAUUCAGGGUGGUGCUUCAGCUGUCACCUUUUAUGCUUUCGGCCUUCAGCCUCUACCUUUGUGAACAAAGCAAGUCUGACCCCAUCUAAGAGACUGAUGCCAUUGGAAUCACCCAGGCUUUGAUUUCCAUAAGUCAGGUGUUCUCCAGUUCUCCAAGUAGAGUUUCUGUUUCAGGAUUAAUCUCAGCCAGUGGUACUUAAUGCUGCCCGCACAUUAGCAUCACCCAAGGAACUUUCAGAACACCCCUGUGCUUGGGUCUGACCCUAGACCAGCAGAGUCAGAAUCCCUGAGGGUGAAUUCCCACCUUUUUUUAAAAGCUCCUCAGGUUAUUCCAAUGCUCACGAGACUGAAAAUCACAGUGACGGACUGAGCUUGCCCUGAAUAAGAGAGUAGAAGAGGAAAAAGUAGGAAAGGUGGGCGGUAGAUAAGGUUAUUCCACCCAGGGUCUCGAACAGAACUUAGCGCUCAGUAAACGAGGGCAGAAAGGAAUUUGUCCAAAGGGAAGUUGUACAAUGAUACUGCAGGAAUUCACAGUCUAUUAAUGAUUUCAGGCUUCUCUUACCGCCCUGCAUAGGAAAUAUCUAAGAAGAACCACAGGUAAACUUAAAAGUAGGAAAAGCAGGUAGACUAGACAAUAUAGAUCAAGAAGAAAGGUUUCAAAACAUGAAUACCAUUAAAGCAUUAGUCACUCUCUGCCAUCCUUCUCCCUUCCCGUUUUAAAUUUCUUGUUUUCCCAUUCAAGUCACGUGUAGCGUGUUUAGAAACACAUGUACCAAAGGGGCCUGCGGUAUUCUGAGAGGCUGCCCUCUCACUUCUCUGAGGAAGUGACAACUGAGCUGAGAUGUGAAGUAAGGGCAAGGUGUGUACAUGUCGGAGGCUGUGUGUUUGGGGUGGGGAUUUUUUCAGGCAGAGACAGCAUGCGCAGAGGCCAUGUGUUGAAAGGCUUAUUCAAGGAACAGAGAGGAGGCCGGUGUAAGGGGGAGAGGAAGGUGCUAUGAAAGGGGACUAGAAUGUUCAGGAGGUGCCAAACCAGGCAGGGCCCGUCCGCUCGUUUUCAUAUAUCAAUACAUACACACCAUGUACCACUUUCACAUACUCAGUCCACCGCACAUUUUCCUGCCUUGCUUUGACCUACUUCUAUCUCACCUUUAGUACCAGUGACUGAAUGACCUCCUUAAGAAAGUCUGAAAGUGUUUUUUUAAUAAAAUUCCAAACUUUUAUUCUUAUUGCAAAUAAUACAUGCUCAGUGGAAAAAACGUCUAACAAUUUAUAGCUGUAGAAGGUCAAUGUCCCCUUAAGUCGUGCCCAACCUAAACUAUCACAGUUAACAGUUCCACAUAUUCUUUUAGACCUUUCUGUGUGCAUGUCCAAAUAUAUAUCUCACUUUUUUUGAAAAGUGGAAUUAUAUUAGACACACCAUUUUGCAACUUGCUUUUCUCCCCACCCUUCUGUUUUAUUUAAAAAUAAAUAAAAUGGUUAACACAAUUCCUGGGGGAUGGAGAAGUGACUUGCUGUUGGACCCAGCUUUUCAAGCCUAGGUAGAACCAGAACAUGCACCAACUGAACUCUUCUGUUAGUGGUCAUGGGGUGGGAGGAGAACUUUAAGAGUUUUUUUUUUUUUUUUAAAUAUUGGGAGU
Molecule: messenger RNA, 4287 nt
Organism: Delphinapterus leucas (beluga whale)
Lineage: Eukaryota; Metazoa; Chordata; Mammalia; Artiodactyla; Monodontidae
Source: RefSeq, a predicted model, not a curated record